Molecule: messenger RNA, 2673 nt
Organism: Dioscorea cayenensis subsp. rotundata (Guinea yam)
Lineage: Eukaryota; Viridiplantae; Streptophyta; Magnoliopsida; Dioscoreales; Dioscoreaceae
Product: ankyrin-3-like
Exons: 4
Coding region: 60-2348 (762 amino acids)
Molecular function (GO): protein binding
Source: RefSeq, a predicted model, not a curated record
ACUAGAAAGAGGUAUGCUCGCAGUGGUGCUCUAGGGCUGCGAUCUCGCCCAGGGUAUCAAUGGCGGCGGCGAUGAUGACGGUGUUCUCCGUCGGCGGAGGUGGAGGUGCAACCGGGAGGCAGGUGUACCCGGUGGAUAGCGAGGCCGAGGCGUCUCAACGGCUGGUCGAGGCGACGCAUCGUGGUGACGCGCGUGCGGUGGCGGAGCUUCUUAUGGAUCCCAUGGUGGAUGUGAACUACCCCGGCACCGUGUGUCUUCGCGGCCGCCGCGCUGAGGUGGUCCUCCGUGAGGAAUCCCCCGAUGAGGUCCGGAUCGAGCUUGAGGAGUUCCGCACCGACGUUUCCGCCCUUUUCCUCGCUGCUAACUCCGGCAACCUCCCCCUCGUUCGCAAGCUCCUGAGUGUGGGGGCGGAUGUGAAUCAGAAGCUGUUCAGGGGGUAUGCUACCACUGCGGCGGCGAGGGAGGGACGUGGGGAUGUGCUGGAGCUGUUGCUCAGGGCCGGCGCUGCGCAGCCGGCUUGUGAGGAGGCCUUGCUUGAAGCCUGUGCGCAUGGGCAAGCUAAGCUUGCAAGGUUACUCAUGGACUCUGACCAGAUUAGGCCAAAUGUUGCUGUCCAUGCUCUUGUCUCUGCCUGUUCCCGGGGUUUUGUUGAUGUGGUGGACACCCUGAUCAAGUGUGGAGUAAAUGCAUAUACUACAGACAGAGUUCUACUUCGUUCCUUGAAGCCAUCGCUGCACACCAACAUUGACUGCACAGCCCUUGUUGCUGCCAUUGUCAGCAGGCAGGGCGCUGUUGUCCGGCAGCUAUUGCAGGCUGGUGUUAGAAAGGACUUGAAGGUUAGCCUGGGAGCAUGGUCAUGGGACACCACCACCGGUGAAGAAUUCCGGGUUGGAGCAGGCCUUUCAGAACCUUACAAUGUGGCCUGGUGUGCCGUUGAAUACUUUGAAUCCACCGGUACCAUUCUCCGUAUGCUCCUGCAGCAUCAUUCUCCCAACACCUUGCAUUCCGGCAGGAGCCUCCUUCAUCAUGCCAUCCUCUGCGGCAAUCACCGGGCUGCUGACACUCUCUUGGCCUGUGGAGCUGAUUGUGAGCUCCCAAUUAAGACUGCUCGUCGGAAUGAGUUCCGUCCCAUCCAUAUGGCUGCGCGGCUUGGCCACGCCAAGGUCUUACAGAGCCUCAUUGAUACUGGCUGUCAUCUUGAUUCAAGAACAGAAUGUGGAGAGACAGCAUUGAUGCUCUGUGCACGCUUCAAGCGGGAUGACUGCCUUAGCGUUCUUGCUUCUGCUGGGGCUGAUCUUGGGCUCGUUAGCUCCAGCGGCUCGUGUGCAGCCCUCAUUGCGUCUUCAAACAGGUGGGGUGAUGUUUACCAGGAAGCAUUGCUUAAUGUUAUACGAUCAGGGAAAAUCCCUCGCUCCAGUAACCCCAACAUCUUCUCGCCGAUGAUGUUUGCUGCUCAUUAUGGUGAUGUCCCAGCCCUCGAAGUGUUGGUGAUGCACCCAGAUAUCAACCUUGAUGAGCAGGAUGAGAAUGGGUUCUCCGCCAUCAUGAUCGCUGCGCGUGAAGGCCAUGUUGAUGCUUUCCGUUUCCUAGUCUUUGCAGGGGCCAAUGUGAAGCUCUGCAACAAUGCAGGUGAAACAGCCAUUGCACUCUCUCAGUCAAGCAAGAACCAUGAUCUGUUUGAGCAAGUGAUGCUUGACUUUGCAUUGGAGAAGGGCAAUGCUGGAGGGUUCUACGCACUGCAUUGUGCUGCCCGCCGUGGAGACAUGGCAGCUGUUCGUCUGUUGACCAACCGGGGCAUUGACGUGAAUGUCCCUGACGGUGAUGGAUUCACUCCAUUGAUGCUUGCUGCAAGGGAGGGACACGGCACAGUAUGUGAGCUCUUGCUCGCAUGUGGAGCUCAGUAUGAUAUCAGAACACCACAAGGAGAUACAGCAUUGUCGCUAGCACGAGCAAACAAGACGUUUGGUAAUCCCGCAGAAGGUGUAAUACUAGACGCAAUGGCACGGGAUCUAGUAACACAAGGAUGCCGAGUAAAGAAACACACCAAGAAGGGCAAAGGGAGACCACAUAAGAAAAUGCUGAAGAUGGUGGUGGUGGCCGGAGUGUUGCGGUGGGGUAAGGCAGCUUGUCGGAAUGUUGUUUGCAGGGAAGCUGAGGUCGGGGGAAGUUCGGCAUUUGUUAGAAACAGGAAGAGGAAAGGAGAUGCAUAUGAGACAGGACUCUUCAGAAUAAUAACCACAAAAGGUAAGGAGUUUCAUUUUGUCUGCCAAGGAGAUGAGAUGGCUGAACUCUGGAUUAGAGGGAUUAAGCUUGUGACGAAAUCGGUUUUCGGAAAGAGUGGUAUGUAAUAAAAUGGUGAGACAUCAGGUUGAUAUGUUAACAAAUUGUAAAGGAAGUUGUGGUGGGGGGUUGUGGAUGGGUGCUUAGCAUGAGUUGCAGUGUAGUAGUCUUCAUCUUGAAGUCUAGGGUUCUAGUUCACCUGAUGUAUGAGUUAUUGGGAGAACGUUGAUGUUUUAAUUCUCCACUGUUAUGUAUAGCAAGUUCACAAAUGCCAUGGCAGUGGUACUCAAAUUGGAUCAGAAGUUUCACACAAGAUAAUCACAUUUGUAAUGAAGAAGAAAAGAAUUAAAUGAUGGAUUCCGUAAAUACUUGUAAAAACAUGAUUGGCCUACA